AUGACAGAUUGCAAGGACACGAAACUAGUGCUCGUUCACGAAGCCUCUACUCACCUCCUGUCGACCAGCCCCCAUUGCCACGGUGAAUUCCUCUUCGGCGAAGUGGCGAAUGCGACCGUCGUCGAAGCUUUCCUCCUCUGUUCCGGUGCCGAAUACGAGACAGAGAAAACCCGGACCGGAGGUUUGACGACGCGGUUAUUCGAUGGCGUCACCUUCAACGUCGACAUCCCACAAUACUGCAUCGACGAGAGAAGAAACAGCAAUGGAACACUGGAGGCAAUCACCUGGGUUUGCCCUCCGAGAGGAGGGGAGAUCGCGCGUGCUGCCUUGAUACUCGCCCUCCUAUCGUCCGUGUUCGUCACCUUCCUCCUCAUCCCACUAUCCCCACAGAGGAAGAGGCUUCCCGGGAAGAUCCGCCUCAUCAAUGUCGGCUGUCUACUGUUUACCACCUUUUCUGGUUGUGUCACCUUCGACGCCUUUUACUUCGGCGUCUCCUAUCCCCUCUGUCUGGCGGCCGGUGUCCAGUUAGGCAGUAUCUACUGGGGCCCGACCGCGUUCUUCUGGCUUAACGUCAUGAGAUUCGAACUUUGGUGGAACCUCAGCAAGAGAUGCGUUCUUCAGACACCCCCCUGCUAUGCCUACAACUAUCGUGAAUCCGAUGGUUCAUGCCAGCUGGUUCUCAAUGGGAAGAGUGACCUUGUGGAAGACAACGGAUUUACAUCCUACGUUCAGAGACUGUGUCUGACGGAGUAUCCAAAGAUCCAAAAGGCCUCUGUAUCCUUUGAGGAUUGGAGCGGAGAAUACCCAGCUCCACCUAGUGGAAGGGUGGUUCUCCGUUGUCUAAAUUCCGUAUUCUCCGAUGGUUCUCAACUCCACACGGCUGAAUGCUCUUCUGCAUUAUCUGAUUCUUGGUGCAGCUCCUUCAAGGAAGAGACUAUUACCUGA
Darwinula stevensoni is the source of this 945-nucleotide messenger RNA. The record is from the annotation of a GenBank genome assembly. Lineage: Eukaryota; Metazoa; Arthropoda; Ostracoda; Podocopida; Darwinulidae.